GUCUACAAGUGAAGAGGAGCAUCAAAUCAUCAGGAAGAAGUGAAAUCUUCAGAGACAGAGUUUAUUGAAGAACAGAGAGAACAUGAGAGAUCCAGAACCCUGCAGAAUGAACCACACUGAAGAACAAACAGAGUUGACAGAAGAAUAUAAGGAGAAUGAAGAAAUGCCUGAAGAGGAGGAAAAAUAUCAUGUCAAAACAGGAGAAAAACCUUUGGAUCACUUUCAAACCAAACAGAAAGAUUUAAAGCAAAUAAGAGACAAGAAAUCAUUCACCUGCCCUCAGUGUGGAGAGAGCUUGACAAAUGAACAGAGUCUCCAGAUUCACAUGAGAGUUCAUGCAGGAGAGAAAUUGUUCACAUGUGAUCAAUGUGGAAAUUUUUUUUUGUGGGCUUCAGCCCUGAAGAGUCACCUGAGAGUUCAUUCAAAGGAGAAACCACAUUCAUGUCCAAUAUGUGGAAAUAGUUUUUCACUACUGAAUAAUUUAAAAGCUCAUCAGAAGAUACACACUGGUGUGAGAGAUCAUAUGUGCUUUGAGUGUGAGAAGACUUUUAUUACAGCUGGACAUUUGAAAUGGCACGAGAGGAUCCACACUGGAGAGAAACCUUACAAGUGUUCACACUGCGACAAGAGAUUCAGUCAGACAGGAGACCUGAAAACACAUGAGAGGAUUCACACCAGAGAGAGACCUUACAUGUGUAAUCAGUGUGGUAUGAGUUUCAAACUAAAAGCUCAACUUAAGGUGCACAUGGGAGUUCACACUGGAGAGAAACCGUUCACAUGUGAUCAGUGCGGGACGAGUUUUGCACAAUCAGCAAAGCUGAAGAGACACAUGAGGAUCCACACUGGAGAGAAACUGCAUGAAUGUGAUCAAUGCGGAAAAACAUUUUUGUGGGAUUCAGGCCUGAGGAGUCACCUGAAUGCCCAUUUAAAGGAGAAACCACAUUCAUGUUCUUUGUGUGGAAAGAGAUUUUCACAUCUGCAGAAUUUAAAACAACAUCAAAAGAGACACAUGGCUAUAAAAGAAUAUAUGUGCUUUGAGUGUGAGAAGACAUUUUUUUCCUUUCCAGAACUAAAACAGCACAAGAGGAUCCACACUGGAGAGAAACCAUACAAGUGUUCACAAUGUGACAAGAGAUUCAGUCACUCAGAAACACUGAAAAGACACGAGAAGAUCCACACUGGAGAGAAACCUUACACAUGUGAUCAUUGUGGGAAGACUUUUAGACAUGAAGAUCAACUUAAGAUGCACAUAAGGGUUCAUACGGGAGAGAAACCAUAUCACUGCACUGCAUGUGAGAAGAGUUUCGCUCGAUCAAGUUCUUUACACAAGCAUACGAAAAAAAAUCACAGUAAAUAGAUUAUCUUCAGAUCUACCAUUCUCAGGUCUGACACCACAUCAUCACCAGACGUGACACAAUAAUGUGUUGAUCUAUCCAUUUGCUUCUGUACAAAUCAGUCCUAAUCAGCAUAACAAUUGACAGAGAAAAUAAACAUCAUCUCUUAAUUUCUAAACUGCAAAUGUAUCACGUUUAGUUUGUUUGCUCCUCUAUGAAGGGAAGGUGUUUUUAUUUUAUUUUAUUUGUACAGCGCAGGAUGCAAUGCAGUGGGAAAAACUGAUUUCCAGAGUUAUGAGGUUUUCGUUUGUGAGAUGUUUGGUUUCAGUGGGAACAGCAUACAUUAAUAUUCAUGGUUUCCCGGACAUGUAUGUGGAACUGAGCAUUUUAUAUUUCAUGCAGGUUAGUUUCAGCAGGUUUAACAGAACAUUUCAAAAACAACUACACUCACCUAAAGGAUUAUUAGGAACACCAUACUAAUACUGUGUUUGACCCCCUUUUGCUUACAGGACUUUCUUAAUUUUGCGAGGCAUUGAUUCAACCAGGUGCUGAAAGCAUUCUUUAAAGAUGUUGGCCCAUAUUGAUAGGAUAGCAUCUUGCAGUUGAUGGAGAUUUGUGGGAUGCACAUUCAGGGCACGAAGCUGGGUUGAGA
Molecule: messenger RNA, 1986 nt
Organism: Carassius auratus (goldfish)
Lineage: Eukaryota; Metazoa; Chordata; Actinopteri; Cypriniformes; Cyprinidae
Product: gastrula zinc finger protein XlCGF52.1-like
Exons: 2
Coding region: 83-1357 (424 amino acids)
Biological process (GO): regulation of transcription by RNA polymerase II
Molecular function (GO): RNA polymerase II cis-regulatory region sequence-specific DNA binding; DNA-binding transcription factor activity, RNA polymerase II-specific
Source: RefSeq, a predicted model, not a curated record